CGCCCCCACUUCCCUCGCCUAGACCCUCUUCUCUGUCCCCCGGUCCUCUCUCCACUCACCGGCGCCGCCAGUUCCCGGGGAACACCCGGAGGCCCCCGUCCCGCCGCCACCUGCCACCUCGGGGGUAGCCCGGGGCCGCUCCGGAGUCGCCCGGACCCGAGAGGCUGCUGCACCGGGCCUCAGCCACCCCUCCGGAUGCUGGUGCUGCCGGCCCCCUGCCCCCACCCCCUGGCGCUUCCCUCUGCUGAGGCCAUGGAGGCCCCUCCCCCUCGGAUGCGCCGGUCCCCAGAACCCGGACCCUCCUCCUCCACAGGAUCUCCCCAAACGUCGUCCCCUGCGAGGCCCAGCCACUACUUGCUGAUUGACACCCAGGGCGUUCCCUACACCGUGCUGGUGGACCAACACGGGGAGCCUCAGCGGGAGCCCGGGGCCGACGGGGCUUCGGCUCAGAAAAAGUGCUACAGCUGCCCCGUGUGCUCCCGGGCCUUUGAGUACAUGUCGUACCUUCAGCGCCACAGUGUCACCCACUCGGAGGUGAAGCCCUUCGAGUGUGACACCUGCGGGAAGGCAUUCAAGCGGGCCAGCCACCUGGCGCGACACCACUCCAUCCACCGGGCCGCCGGCGCGCGGCCCCACGGCUGCCCACUCUGCCCUCGCCGCUUCCGCGAGGCGGGCGAGCUGGCCGAGCACAGCCGCGUCCACUCCGGGGAGCGCCCGUUUCAGUGCCCGCACUGCCCGAGCCGGUUUAUGGAGCAGAACACGCUGCAGAAGCACACUCGGUGGAAGCAUCCGUGAGCCAGGCUGCGGGGUACCCCAGGCACCAUGGGGUUCUGGGGGGAGCCUGGACUCCUGUCUCUCUCAGACACCCGCCAGCGCUGGAGGCUGGGAUGCGGCCUCUGGACACAAACAAAGGCCCACCUCGUGUGCAGGCCGAGCCUCCUGAAGGAGGAGCCCCCCGAGUAAUCUUCGGGUCCUCAGUGUUUGGAGAUAAGACGGGAACAAGACCGCACGUUCACA
Ceratotherium simum simum (southern white rhinoceros) is the source of this 1017-nucleotide messenger RNA. RefSeq names its product zinc finger protein 581 (gene ZNF581). Gene Ontology annotation, cellular component: nucleus. Gene Ontology annotation, biological process: regulation of gene expression. The record is from RefSeq and is a predicted model, not a curated record. NCBI's taxonomy places the organism in Eukaryota, Metazoa, Chordata, Mammalia, Perissodactyla, Rhinocerotidae.